Molecule: messenger RNA, 2883 nt
Organism: Diachasmimorpha longicaudata
Lineage: Eukaryota; Metazoa; Arthropoda; Insecta; Hymenoptera; Braconidae
Product: breast cancer anti-estrogen resistance protein 3 homolog
Exons: 7
Coding region: 476-2545 (689 amino acids)
Biological process (GO): small GTPase-mediated signal transduction; positive regulation of peptidyl-serine phosphorylation
Molecular function (GO): phosphotyrosine residue binding; guanyl-nucleotide exchange factor activity
Source: RefSeq, a predicted model, not a curated record
GCCUCUCACUCACCAGUCGCACCGAUCUCUCAUUUUAACUUGUGCAUUCCAAAUGGUCCGUUUUGUCGAGGCCUCGCUACCACUUGUUUCCAGUUAGCACGGCACUGCUAUUAUGUUACAAUCGGUGUGUUGCUUCGCAAAGUUGUGCAACGUUAACGGAAGAGCCGGAAAAGUUGAAAAAUCCUGACGAUUAUGAAGAAAUGCGAGUGCGAGGUAUUUUCCACUGGUGAUGUGCUACUAAAAUGGGAAGGAUAGCCAGCAAAUUGAGGAAAUCGUUCAAGGCGAACGAUCGAGGCCACUAUCAUGGGCAAUUCAUCAGUUGAAAACAACACGUGACACGAUAUUUAAAAUACGAGAAUGUCCCAGCAGCCGGCUGAAUGUCAACCGCCUCCGAUACAUCGCCCCGGUGGAAUGGGAAGACGGGGACACCGGAGAUAAGGGCGAUGUCGAUUAUGCUGAAUGCACAGAUCGGCGAAUGGAGUUGCAGACUGUGAAUCGCGACGAAAAUAGCAGGGUCAAUGCAUCAAUGGAACCAUCCGAGGAAGCAACUCGUAAACUACUCGAGCGUGAACUCCGAUUGCUGGAUCCACGCGACCUCCGUUCUCAUGCAUGGUAUCACGGGAGUACAUUGAGACACGGGAGAAAGGGGGCUGAAGCUGAGGUGCCAAAUGAUGGUGAUUUCCUGGUGCGAGACUGUGCCUCGCAACCCGGGAAUUACGUUUUGACGGUGCGAUGGAAGGGCCAACCGCUACACUUUGUCAUCAAUAAGGUCGUCCUUCAACCGGACACCGUCUAUGAGAGGGCCCAAUUCCAAUUCGAGGACGAUGCAUUUGACACAGUCGCCGACCUGAUAACUUUCUACGUCGGCAGUGGUCGACCAAUCAGUCAAGCGAGCGGUGCUCGUAUAAUCAGUCCCAAGCCCAGAUCAAUUCCAAUCACCUGCCUAGCAUCCACCACUAGUCUAAGCAACACAAGUCCGUCAGCUGCUUCCCUCUCAACCUGCUCGCCCCCGCGCCUUCCGCGUAAACAACAACGAAGUCAAUCCCUCAUACCUCAGCAGCAGUUCAAUCCGGAGAAUGAUCAACACCAAUUUCGAUCGCCACCAAAUCAUCUGGUGCAAUCGAGCACACUACCUCGAGCUCCUCCGGCGCAGAAUCAGUUGUCGUCCGGCUCCUUCUCCCUCGGACGCCAAAAGAUCACUCGGGUAAUAUCUGAUCCAGCGCUUCAGCACCAAAUGCAGAAUAGUCUUAAUCAUCAGUCAUCAGCGGCACCACCGAAACCCCCUCGCGUACCAUACAUACCAAAUCAACAAGCGCACUCUCAUCUACAUCAUCAUCCGCACCAUCAUCAUCCCCAUUACCAUGCGCAUCAUCAUCAGGCAUAUCCAGCAUCCGGCAGUGACAGCGGUAACGGGUCCGGAGACAGUGAGUUCGAAGGAAACAAUUCUGGGGGAACAAAUCCCCCGAUUCCAAUAAAAGGCGUCAUAAUUCGAAGUCACUACGGAUUACCGAGUAACGGGCAAAACGGCAGCGGCAGCGACUAUGAGUUAUCGGCUGAAGAGCAACUGGUGGUAGCAGCACCAUCUUUCGAAAUACUGAGCCUCCUAGAUAUGGAAGGUUUCUCCACUCUCCUACUCCCCGCCAACGAUCAUCGACCGCUGGACCCAACAGCCCUGAGAGGAGUCUCCGGGAUGCUGCACGACUCAGCCCCUCGAAUCUUAGCCUCUCACUUGACGCGCCUCGACCUCGAGUUGAUCCUCCAGCCAGGGAUGGGCAACAGAUUCGGCCUGAGUGGUUUGGAGCUUGCGACUCUUCCACAUGGCAGACAGGCUCGUCUGGACCUCAUCGAGAGAUCUGAGUGCAUAAAACUACUGGUGGCUGUGACGAUCCUCGCUGGGACAACUGCCAUCGAGAGGGCAACCACAAUAAGCAAAUGGAUUAAAGUCGCUAUCGACACGAAGACAGCCCUCGGCAACCUUUACGGCUUCUGCGGAGUUAUGCUAGGCCUAUGUCUACCGCAAAUUCAGAGGCUAGCUUAUACGUGGCAUCUUCUGAGGCAGAAGCACACAGACGAGGCAUUCAAUUUCGAAGCCAAACUGAGACCUACGCUGAGGGCUAUGAAUGAGUGCACUAAUCCACAGGCGCCUAAUACAACCCUACCACAUUUGCUUCCUGUUGCACUGCUUGGAGAAAGGGGCCUCGAUGAUGUCUUAGGAACAGUAGCAACAUCAGGCCUUGUCGCUGCGAUUCUAUCGUCAUGGGAGAAUUCAGCCCCCGAUUGUGGCCUAUCAAUAGUCUGGGCGCAUCUCGAAGCCGCCCGAAAAUUAACCGAAAGUUUACCCCUUUUUCGGAGAAAUGCUGAAAUCGCUCUCGAGGGCUCGAGGAGUGAUGAGCUUUUACUAGACGCAUUUCGUACUGAAUUUCAUAUUAAAUUUUUGUGGGGUAGUCGGGGCGCUUCUGUCGCACCCGAAGAGAGACACCUCAAGUUCACUCAAGUACUUGAUGCCAUGUUCGAAAAGUGUACGACUAGUGAAGCUGCUGCGUAAGUUGUAGUACGGAAAAAUGAUUUGUGAAGGAGUACUCGGAUAUAGAAAUGUACGAGGGUAAUUGAAAUCAAACUAUACGCGUAAUAGAGAAAUUGAGUCAUUAACAUUAUGUAUUAUAUCACUAGUGUAGAAAAAGUAACGACGUAUCGAGAGAGACAAUAUUAUAUCAACGGAUCCAAAGAAUCUCAAUCAUCAUGGGGUUGAAAUUUUGGCUGUACUACUUAAGUACUUAUUAUGUACUUAAAUCACUGUAUAUUCUAUUAACCACAUGUAUACAUGUUGUUCAUAAUUGUUUACCAUAAACAGGGAAUAUUAUAAUAAAAGGAACAGAAAAUAUA